ACAUCUGCACCACAUUGCCUUCCAAAAGCUAACCGCGCCCUGGUGCACCCUAGGCUCCCAGGGCUGUUUCCUCCAUCCAACCCAGCUUUCCUACAGACUGGCAGAGAGUACACUGCCCACCAGCCGGCCAACUCAGAUUUGCCUGCGCAGAGGAAAACUCUCCAGAUGUCCUCUAAUAACGACCAGAUUAAUAUCCCACUGUCAGAAAGAAACGUCAGCAGUGUCUCUGAGAUGAUCCCUAAUGACAUGAAGUUACAUCCUGAAGGGGCUGUCUUAAGUUUUCAUAAUAUUUCUUAUAGAGUAAAAAUGAAGAGUAGAUUUUUACUUGGUAAGAAAACAGUGGAAAAAGACAUACUAUCAAAUAUAAGUGGGAUCAUGAGACCUGGCCUCAAUGCCAUUUUUGGACCUCCAGGUUCAGGCAAAUCUGUGUUGUUAGAUAUCUUAGCUGCAAGGAAACACCUGGAAAAAUUCUCAGGCGAUGUUUUGAUAAAUGGAGAACCUUAUCCUGCCAAUUUCAAAUGUUAUUCAGGUUAUGUGACACAAGAUGAUGUCAUGAUGGGCACACUGACAGUAAGAGAAAACUUGCGCUUCUCAGCAGCAAUUCGGCUUCCCACAACCAUGACCAAUCAUGAAAAAAAUGAGAAGAUUAAUGAGACCAUUCAAGAAUUAGGUCUGGAUAAAGUGGCAGAUUGCAAGGUUGGAACUGAACUAAUCCAUGGUGUGUCCAAGGCAGAAAGAAAAAAGAUCAGUAUUGCCAUGGAGUUGGUCACUGAUCCUUCCAUCUUGUUCCUGGAUAAGCCAACAAAUGCUUUAGACUUGAACACAGCAUAUGCUGUCUUUUUACUUCUGAAAAGGAUAUCUAAGAAGAGACGAACAAUAAUCUUCUCCAUUCAUGAACUUCGGCAUCCCAUCUUCGAGAUGUUUGAUAGCCUCACUUUACUGACUGCAGGAAAACUAAUAUUCCAUGGCCCUGCACAGAUGGCUGCAGAGCACCUUGCAUCAGCAGGUUACAACUAUAAGCUGUACAUCAACUCUGCAGACUUUUUGCUGGACGUUAUCAGUGGAGUCUUCCCUGCUAUGGAAUCAGACGGAGAGGAGGAACACCAUGAAUAUAAGAAGAUGGAAGAAUUUUCCAUGAGAGAUGAGCCAGCCAUAGAAAACUUAGCUGAGUACUAUGCCAAUUCAUCCUUAUACAGAGAUACAAAAGCUGAACUAGAUCACCUCUUAGAGGGUCAGAAGAAGAAGAGCUCAGCCUUCCAGGACUUUACCUACGUGACCUCCUUUUGGCAGCAAUUCAGAUGGAUUAGCUGGCGCUCAUUUAAAAACUUCCUGGGUGAUCACUGGACCUCUAUAACUCAGAUCAUUAAUGUAAUUAUAGAAGGACUGCUUAUAAGUGCCUUUUUCCUUGGGAUAAAAAAUGAUUGCACUGCCAUCCAAAACAGAAUCUGGAUGCUCUUUUUACUGACAGAUUCCAUUUAUUAUAGCUUCUUCUCUGCAAUACAGCUCUUUCAAGAGGAGAAGAAGCUCUUUAUGCAUGAAUAUAUGUGUGGAUACUACACAGUGUCAUCUUAUUUCCUUGGGAAAGUGUUGUGUGACAUGAUUCCCAGGAGGAUGUUGCACAGUUUUAUACUCACUUUCAUACCCUACGUCAUAGUAGGGUUGAAACCAGCCGUGGAGGCUUUCUUCAUUACAAUGCUUACCAUUUUGAUGAUGACUUGUUCAGCUGAAUCGGUGGAACUGGCCAUGACUGUAGGUCAGAGUGUGCUCAUGCUGCCCAUACUAACAUUUCUCAUAGGAAACUACUUUUGGUUUAUGUUGAUGUUUUACAUUGUGGCAGCUCUUCUUGGAACUAAUGGGUCUUCGCUCCAGUGGUUUCAAUACAUCAACAUUGCAUACUUCGGCCUGAUGGCUUUGCAGAAUAAUGAACUUUUGGGACAAAACUUCUGCCCACCACUUGAAGAAAAUGGAAUCAGUAACUGCCCAACCUACGUAAUGAGGCUCCAUCAUUGCCAGAUUCUACACUGUCUGAUCUGCUUGGACUUGCUGCUGAAGACUGAUAGGGCUCGGGAGCCACAGCCCCCGUUAAGAUGUCCUUCUCAGAGCCCCAAGUCCCACUAGAGGUCUCAGGAAAUCAUCCCAAGGACUACAACCAAGGUGGAGCGGCCCCUACGUGAUCUUCUUGACAACCCCAACAGUGGUCAAAGUUGCUGGACUGGCAUCCUGCUUCCACACCACUCAAGCAGUGCCCAUACAUCCCUAAAUUUAACCAUCCCAUUGUGCACUUUUCUCCAUCUUACCACGGCCUCACAGCCACAACUCUCAGGCUAAGUCAUGUUUUGUUAUCCAAUUUGGUUCCUAAUUUCUUACAUUCUAUUGAUUAUCCUUUUUACAGCAGGUCUUUUAACAGUCUUUCCUAAAGACUCCCACAUCAGGUGUAAGACCGUCUUCAUGUUAUUCUAUGUGACAGCUCUUUUAGUUCUCUCUACCCUCAGCUUUUUAGUCAAAUGUGAGAUCCUUAAAGGCUUAGGCUCUUACCUCCCUUAUAGUGACACAGCUACAGCCAUCACCUCCUCUCUUAUACUUUCCAGCUUAACUUCUGGACCGGAGAUAAGCCUUACUUACCUACACUUUUAUUAACUUUUAUCCUUUCAUAUGGGGGAAUAAUCAAUGGCACCUUUCCUUCUACUUCACCUGGGUCCUUAAAUAUGAUAGUGUCCUGCCUCCUCAUAGCACCUUGUCUCUUUUUUUCCCAGUCUAAUGCAUGGGCAUUCACCCAGGAUAAAGUUGUCCUGGUUGAAACAGCUAGCGCUAGCUUCUACAUGGGCAUCAAUCACCAUCCCGUCAACCUCCCUAAACCCCAAUAGGAUGCCCCCUUUCAGCAGGAAGUAAUAAGAGAGAGAGAGAGAGAGAGAGAGAGAGAGAGAGAGAGAGAGAGACUUUGCCCUUUUUCUAACAAUAAAAAGAUGGGAAUGAAAGGAUUUUGCCCUAGAUAGGACAUUACAGCAGUGGGAGGCGGGACCAAGGGACUUUACUUUGAGGUCAUUUUCCCUGCCCCUAGGCAACUUACCUGUGGCAGGAAAAGAGUUCCAAUCAGCUACUCAUGCAUCAGUAAUGCCACCUUUUGGCAGCACUCCAGACAAAAGCUAUAUGUAUGCCCCCCACACCGCGUGUCCAGCAGAGAAAUCCAGACCCCAACAGUCAUGGAAUUUCUCUCCAUGUUCUUAGAAUAAAGGUCAUUUUUACUUUA
Cavia porcellus (domestic guinea pig) is the source of this 3247-nucleotide messenger RNA. Its product is annotated as broad substrate specificity ATP-binding cassette transporter ABCG2-like. The record is from RefSeq and is a predicted model, not a curated record. Bases 166 to 2118 code for a protein of 650 amino acids. Gene Ontology annotation, cellular component: plasma membrane. The transcript is spliced from 17 exons. Gene Ontology annotation, biological process: transmembrane transport. NCBI's taxonomy places the organism in Eukaryota, Metazoa, Chordata, Mammalia, Rodentia, Caviidae. Gene Ontology annotation, molecular function: riboflavin transmembrane transporter activity; ATP binding; ATP hydrolysis activity.